GAACCAAAGCAUCAUCUUCGUGAUGGUUCCUUAUGGUCUUGGCUACGAUUUCUCAACUGAUGAUUACAAAUUAUUAAGUGUUGCUCGCGGACCCUGGUCUCCUGCUAUUGUUUCUGACAGAACUACAGUUGAAGUCUUUUCAAUGAAAACCAAUGUUUGGAGAAUAAUUCCCGAUCUCAAAACUGACGUGGAAUUAGGUGGAAGUGGGAUUUUCCUGAAAGGAUCACUGCAUUGGCUAGCGAGAAGAGUAAGUAGUCGUACUAAAAUCAUUUCAUUUGAUUUAGCAGAAGAGAAGUUUCAAGAAGUGGUGCCACAACCAGCUCGUAUGGACGAGAAUCAUUAUGUAGCAACUAUGGGGUUGGGGGUUUGGGGAGAUUGCCUGUCCCUUUUCAUUGAGUGCGGUGAAAAUCUUUAUGAAGGAUGGUUCAUGAAGGAACAUGGUGUCAAGUCCUCGUGGACUAGAUUAUUCAGCUCCCCAGUUGACCCUUUGCCUGGAUUCAAACAUUGGCAGAUUGGAUUAUGCUACACAAAAACUGGUAAACUUGUAAUCGAUUAUGAUGGAUGGAGAUUAGUCGUGUACGAUCCACAAGAGCAAAGGUUCGCAAUUCGCAAUAAUUGGGAUUGGUUUCACUCCAUUAUAUAUUUUGAAAGUCUAGUUUCACCCAAUCUCGAUGAUGUCUCCAACAGAGAAAAUCAUGUGCAAGAUUGAAGAAUUAUGCGGUGAGGCUAGUUCAUUUUCGCUCUGUGCUUCAAUUUUUGUAUUGUUUCCAAGUCUCGCGGCAUCUGCCAUGGCUGUUUGUACUUGUUUAAAUGUAAAAUCAUGUCGAAUUGCAUCACCUUGU
Theobroma cacao (cacao) is the source of this 842-nucleotide messenger RNA. The record is from RefSeq and is a predicted model, not a curated record. Lineage: Eukaryota; Viridiplantae; Streptophyta; Magnoliopsida; Malvales; Malvaceae.